This is a messenger RNA of Pieris napi, 1527 nucleotides long. RefSeq names its product mediator of RNA polymerase II transcription subunit 29 (gene ix). Gene Ontology annotation, biological process: regulation of transcription by RNA polymerase II. Gene Ontology annotation, cellular component: mediator complex. Gene Ontology annotation, molecular function: transcription coregulator activity; transcription factor binding. The record is from RefSeq and is a predicted model, not a curated record. NCBI's taxonomy places the organism in Eukaryota, Metazoa, Arthropoda, Insecta, Lepidoptera, Pieridae. The transcript has 5 exons. Bases 157 to 726 code for a protein of 189 amino acids.
UUUGCAACUUUACAUAUUAUUGAAAUAUUUAGUAAACAAUAAAAUUUAAAACAACAUAUAAAUUACUUUGAUAAAAGUUAACCAUAUCGACUAGUUAAAAAAGUGAAAAUUACUUUAACAUUGUUUACUGUGACUUUAUGAAUUAAAAAGUAUAAAAUGAAUCAAAUGAACAUGCAUAGUGGCAUGAACCCUGGUCCUCCUAUGGGUGCUGCACCGCCCAUGCAAAUGCCAGUAUGUGGUCAGAUAAUGCAGCAGCCUCCGCAUCAAAUGGCACCAGCUCCCAUGCCACAGCAAACCCAACAGGACAAAAUGGAUAAUAUUACAAAGGUUAAAACAUUGAUGAGCUCCUUGAGAGAAUGUCUACCUGUGACAUUAAAAUCAGCAGCCCAAAUAUUGCAUCACAAUCACAAUGUGGACUCAAAUACUCAAAAAAGCAACGAGCCUCCAGGAGCAAGGUUUGAUAAAAAUUUAGAAGAAUUUUUUUCACUCUGUGAUCAAAUGGAGCUUCAUUUGAGGACAGCGACAACAUGUAUUCAACAAGCUCAGUCGGCAGCGCACUAUCUUCCCCUCACUGUUAUACCAUCUAGAAUGGAUUCGGGGCCCGUACAAGAAACAACACUCAGCUACCCUCAAUAUUUGAACACUGUAAGACUUCAGAUCGCAUAUGCGAAAGAUAUACACGACACUCUUGUUGCUGCUGCACAAAACAUAUCACCUACAGAAUAGUAUAUAUGGUUUUCAUAUAGGUAUAUUAUAUAUAUUGUGUAAGCAAAACCUAAAAUGAUACAAUAUUAAAUAUUCGAAAGGCGCAACCCGGGUAAAAUGUUCUGUCUUUAAACAAUAUAAUAGAUACUAUAUAUUGUAUAAGGAAAUCGUGAGCUCUGCGUAAAAAAAACAGAUGAACCUCCGAAAUCCAACAGAAACACUAUCGUUUUGACACAAGAGUGGAUAUAUGUCAAAACUUAGAUUUUAUGAAUGAGUAAACUUACACAUUUGUAAUAUACUAGUAAAGCAACAAGGAUAAGCUACGCUCCGCCCUUAAUAAGAAUAUUAGUCAAAACGGUAGAAAAGUUGUACUGUACGCAUCUAUCAAAUAAAAAACUGGCUUUUAUCAAUUAUUUAUUUAGGACAAAUUAAUAAAAUGUCUUACAUUAUUACAUCUUUAUUUCUCUGCCACUCAUACAUCAAUGGCACUAUUUUAAUUUUAAUCAAAUUCAUAUAUUUUUUAUGUCAUUUAAUAACUGGAAGAUCGUUCUUUGAGAUCAUAUAUAUUUAUGAUAUUUAUAUAAAAUUCAUCAGAUCCCAUUUAACAAAAAUUGUACAUAUUUUAUUUUACAAUCUUUGUUAAUGAGGUCUUACCUAAUCGGACCUGCCUUUAGAGAAGUUACAGCAUGGUUAUAAUUUAAAACUUAUAUUAAAAUCACAAUUGUAAAAUCGUAAAAUACUAUCAGUCUUUAUAUCAUAUUUCUUUGAUCGACAUAACUUGACGCCCAUGAACAUCUGAAAUAAAAAAAAUACAUUUAAAUA